Molecule: messenger RNA, 3291 nt
Organism: Toxorhynchites rutilus septentrionalis
Lineage: Eukaryota; Metazoa; Arthropoda; Insecta; Diptera; Culicidae
Exons: 1
Coding region: 1-3291 (1096 amino acids)
Molecular function (GO): nucleic acid binding; zinc ion binding
Source: RefSeq, a predicted model, not a curated record
AUGCCGCCAAUGAUACCCGCUGCCAAGAAGGCUCCUUCGCUGAAGCUGCUCAUAGCGAGGUUGAACGAUGUCCAGGCUUCCUUCAACGACAUCUGGCGUUUUGUGGAGGACUAUGAGGAAACGUCAACGGUUACGGAUGUUGACAUCCGUUUAGAGAAAAUUGAUGAACUGUGGGAGAAGUUUUGUGACACUUUAGUUGAGAUUAGGGCACAUGAGGAUUAUCUCGCGGAUGAGGAAUCAUACGAUAAGGAACGACAGGAGUUCAGUGAUAGAUAUUAUCGAGCCAAAUCAUUCCUCGUAGACAAAUCCAAAAGGUUGCAGGGUCCAUUGGUACUAGAGCAGUCCGUCCGAACAAACGACUCAGUUGGUUUUGGUGCUGAUCGUGUGCGUCUUCCUCAAAUAAGUCUACCGUCGUUCAAUGGGGAUAUAGAUGAGUGGCUGAGUUUCCGUGACCUCUUCACUUCGCUCAUCCAUUAUAAAACUGAGUUGCCAGCAGUGGAAAAGUUCCACUACCUCAAGGGAUGUCUUCAGGGGGAACCGAAGAGCCUGAUAGACCCGCUGAAAAUUACGACGGCCAACUAUCAGAUCGCCUGGGAAAUGUUGUUGAAGCGGUUUGACAAUAGUAAACAGUUGCGGAAGCGUCAAGUUCAAGCACUGUUUCUUCUUCCAACAUUGACUAGGGAAUCGGUCAGCGAACUUCACACACUACUAGAGGGAUUCGAGAGGGUCGUGAAAAAUUUGGAUCAAGUGGUAGAACCAGAGGACUACAAAGAUCUAUUGCUGGUUGAUAUACUCACAGCACGACUCGACCCAGUAACACGUAGGGGCUGGGAGGAAUUCUCAUCGACUAAGGAACAAGACACGCUGUCUGAUUUAACGGAUUUCAUUCGGCGGCGUGUUCAAGUACUCGAAUCUCUUCCCAGUAAAUCGGUGGAUUCCAGAGGACCACAACAGUAUUCGAAACUAAGACCGGCGUCUACAAAGGCAAGUUACAGCAUCGUGCAAGGUUCCGAAGCACGUUGUGUGGCAUGUAAAGGAGAUCAUCCGUUAUAUCAGUGUCCAGUGUUUCAACGUCAAGAGGUAGCGGAAAGAGACGCAUUAUUGAGAACCCAUUCGCUCUGCCGCAAUUGCUUCAGGGUAGGACAUCAGGCGAAGGAUUGCAAAUCAAGGUUUUCCUGUCGGACUUGCAAGGGUCGGCAUCAUACGUUGGUCUGCUUCAAGAUCGAUAGAGAAGGUUCCACGAAAGUUACGGUGGUCGCAAGGGGCAACCAUCAGCAGCAUAGCAAGGAAACGAGGUCAUCGGCAUCAAGUUCAACACAAACAGCAAACGUGUCAACUAAAGCGGUUUGUUCUGCGCAGCAGUACUCAUCCCAGGUGUUACUGGCUACGGCUGUUGUCAUAUUGGUGGAUGAUAGCGGUCAGAGGUUCCCCGCCCGAGCAUUAUUGGACUCAGGGUCCAAAAGUAAUUUUGUUUCCGAACGGUUGAGUCAGCGGAUGAAUGUCAACCGAGAAAGCGUGGACAUAUCGGUUCUUGGAAUAGGACAAGCAGCGACUCAAGUCAAACACCGAAUUCGAGCGAUGGUACAGUCACGAGUUUCUGAAUACUGCCGAGACAUGGAUUUCCUAGUUUUGUCGAAAGUCACGGUGAAUCUUCCGACCUUGACGGUGAAUACAAAGGGGUGGUCGAUUCCAAAGGGCAUUGAACUGGCCGAUCCUGCAUUCUUCCAAUCCAAGGGUGUGGAUAUCGUUUUGGGUAUAGAAGCUUUCUUCGAAUUUUUUGGAACUGGUGGAGUGAUUUCGUUGGGUGAGAGACUGCCAGCAUUGAAUGAGUCAGUCUUCGGCUGGGUAGUAUGUGGAGGCUUGUCGGUACCAAGUCAAUCCAUUCAGGUCAACUGCAACAUAUCCGCUUCGGGAAGUUUGGAAUCCUUGAUUGCUAGAUUUUGGGAAUGUGAAGAGAUUGGAUCAACAAAUCAUUAUUCACCGGAGGAAGUUCAAUGUGAGGAACAUUUUAAUCGAACGGUAAAGCGUGAAAUGGACGGUCGAUAUACAGUGGCUUUUCCCAAGGACGAUGGCGUUCUGAGCAGACUAGGGAAAUCCGAGGAAAUCGCACUACGUCGACUUCAGGGAACGGAAAGAAGAUUAUCACGCGAUUCCAACUUACGGGAUCAGUAUUUGGCUUUCAUGCAGGAAUAUCUUCGACUCGGUCAUAUGCUUAAGGUUGAAAAAGUUUCUGGUGAGGUUCAACGGUGUUAUUUGCCUCAUCACCCGGUAGUCAAGGAAGCCAGUACUACCACAAAACUACGGGUGGUCUUCGAUGCUUCGUGUAAAACCUCAACCGGAGUAUCGUUGAAUGAUGGAUUGCUGGUGGGGCCAGUGAUCCAAGAAGACCUACGAUCGAUCAUCAUUCGGUGCCGCACGAAACAGAUCAUGCUCGUUGCCGAUGUGGAAAAGAUGUUCCGGCAAAUCAACGUCUGUCCAAAGGAUAAAUCCCUGCAAUCUAUUUUGUGGCGUUUUUCUCCCGACGAUGAGCCGGAGACCUACGAGUUGGGCACAGUAACGUACGGUACUAAGCCAGCACCAUUUCUCGCUACUCGUACUCUCAAGCAGUUAGCCAUGGAUGAUGGCAGUCGUUUUCCAUUAGCAGCAAGGGCGGUGUGCGAGGAUGUAUACAUGGACGACAUCAUCACCGGUACAGAUGAAGUAAUGUCAGCAAUCGAGCUGAGGAUUCAACUCGACAAUAUGAUGAAUUCCGGUGGCUUUCACCUCCGGAAGUGGGCGUCAAAUCAUCCGAUGGUUUUGGAGGGAAUCGCAGAAGAUGCCUUAGCGAUUCGAGACGUGGAGGGUAUCAACUUGGACCCAGAUCCGUCAGUGAAGACACUUGGCCUAACAUGGAUGACGAACACCGACACUUUCAGGUUCCAGUUCAACAUUCCGAUACUGGACACCAGCACAGGACUUUCCAAGCGAAAAAUUCUAUUAGUCAUUGCCACGCUUUUCGAUCCUCUUGGUCUCUUGGGUGCUGUCAUAACCAGAGCCAAGAUUAUAAUGCAAUUAUUGUGGAUGUUAAAGGAUGAGAACGACGAAAAUUUGAACUGGGAUCACCCAGUCCCUUCGACGGUGGGUGAGACCUGGCGAUGUUAUCACCGACAACUACCGCUAUUGAACGAAAUACGCAUUGAACGCUGCGUGAUCAUACCCGAUGCGAUCCUCGUCGAGAUACAUUGUUUCUCAGAUGCGUCCGAGAAGGCAUAUGGAGCAUGUGUCUACAUAAAGAGCAUGGAUUCGAGUUGA